This is a messenger RNA of Planococcus citri (citrus mealybug), 3189 nucleotides long. RefSeq lists its product as uncharacterized. NCBI's taxonomy places the organism in Eukaryota, Metazoa, Arthropoda, Insecta, Hemiptera, Pseudococcidae. The transcript is spliced from 2 exons. Bases 433 to 2460 code for a protein of 675 amino acids. The record is from RefSeq and is a predicted model, not a curated record.
GCUGAAUCAAGUUAUUACUUUAGUCUCGAAAAUAGGCACAAGUAGGUAAGUGUGCUGAUGUAACGAAUCCAACCUUCACACAACGUAAAAAGCUUAAAAUUUAAAAGUAAAAAUCAAUUAAAAACAUAAUUACACCGAAGGCUAUUAGUAAUCAAACUUUUACAUCCAAAUUAUCAGUCUUUCUCGCUAUCUCUAUUCAUUAAAAAUAUUAAAUACAAAAUAUAACUCGCCGAUCCGAUUAAAGAACAACUCAUGGAGCAGGAAGUGGUAACGAAAAAGCCACAGCAUAGGCAACUCGAACGCCCCUUUUACUUACAGAAAUAGAAAUUCCUAAAUCGUCUUCACUACGUAGUAAAAGUUGCCAACCUGAGAAAUUUCAAUAAGCUCGGAUUUAGCUUGAUAAUUUCCAGUCAGUGGUUUUAUUCGGAUACAAUGUUGACCACCUUAUUAUUUUUGUGCCUUGUGACAAUCGCCGCCUCUCAGAAUACCACCGCGAAACGUGGAAGACCUCGUGAUAUUCCUUUCGUAGUGAAUCGUCCGUUUGGUCGGAUCAAAGGCAUAGAAACGCAAAACUUCGUCGAAUUACUCAAAAGCGAUUUCUACUUCGAUAAAACUUUAAUUUUGAAAGAAAUCUUGAAACCGCAAAAGCAUAAAACCAUUCUCAUCACUUUGCCGGCCAAAUGGGGUAAAAGUUCGAAUUUAGAUAUGAUGAAGACUUUCUUCGAAAUCGAAGUCGACGACUACGGUAAUCAAAUCACCCCAAAGGAGAGAUCCGUUAAUUAUAGAUUAUUUCAAAAAGGCGAAUUAGUAUUGAAAGAAAAAACCAUUAGUUUGAAAAAACCUCUGCUCAUUUCGUCCUAUGAUACGCUCUUGAACCAGUAUCAGGGUCAAUUCCCAGUCAUCUACUUGAAUUUCGGGAAUUUGAACGGCACCAGUUAUCGAGCAAUAAUCCAACAGGUUGGUCAAAGGAUUAGAGAAGGUUUUGCUCGACACGAGUACAUGAUCACCGUACUAAACGACGAAUUGAAAAAAGCCAUCAGCGAGACUAGGAAAAAUAUAACUGAAACAAAACUACACGGUUUCCUAACCAUUUUCAAUGAUCAAGGCAAUUACGAAGAUCUCAUCAAAAGCUUGGAGCUUUUAUCUAGAAUCUUAUACGAUCAUUUCGGUAGCAAGGUUUUCGUACUGAUAGAUGACUACGAAGGUGUCUUGCUGAAUGCACAAAUCAACGAAGCUAUCACAGAGACCGAAUUCCCCCUGAUUUUGGCCUUCUUUUCAUCCCUCAUGGUGCAUUCGUUUCAGACGAACAUCUAUUUGGAGAAAUGUAUCCUCACAGGCACCUUCAGAAUGCUCAGUUCUAUUCCUCAUUUAACCGACGUGAAAGAAUACAAGGCGAUAAAUCACAUGAUGAUGAAACUAUACAGCAUUGCUCACGAUGACUUGACUAUGUUAUUCGAUCACCUCAACAUGACAACCUAUCUUCGCACCAAGUUCACUAAUUGGUACGGAGGGUACCGAGGAGGACCCGAAUUCAGCUACACUAUUUACAGCCCUCAUUCCAUAAUGAAUUUCAUAUCGACCAAAAAGCUAGAUUAUUACAAAACACGUCACGCCAUGUUCGAUCCGGUAUUUGAGAGUACCUUUAAAUACAGCAAAAUGAGGAUCUAUAUUUUAUGGCUGAUAUACGGUAAACUCUUUUUAAUCAGUCAUCGACAAAGCGGCCGAAGACAAAACUUGGAAGACUUCCUGGAUUUCAAGAAAGUUUUACACACAACCAAGAACCCAUUCGAUGAUCUCGCCAUCGAACCAUAUCUUUGCGCAGCAGGUACCCUAACUCUGACCCAGAUCCUCAACAGUUUCGGUACCAAAGCCAGAAUACCUACUAAUGCGGUCCGAAUGGAAGUAGCUGACAAGCUGAUGGAAUACUACAAAUCGAGAUUUCGUGUAUCAUCUUGGUUUAUAACCAGGGCUGUUAAAAAUUUAGGCUCGUAUAUAUCCGACGAAGAAGAUAACCUACAAAACACAACUGUUUUUUUGGAAUCACUCACACGUAAUCAGGCUCUAAUGAAAGAUAUCGAAGAUAGUAAAUCUGAGGAGAAGGAAAUCUUGCAGUUAUUUUUGAGCUUCAUUUUCAACUAUUUAUCAUUUCGAGUCACUUUGCUGUACGAUUUUCAAAUGGAGUCCAUCGAGCAGGUUCAACCCGAUAGUUGGAUUUUAUUCAAUGAUCAACGAGCUGCUUUCAUUCAAGUCAGAGUCAACGCUACGUCAUCUAAGCAUGUUUUAAAUAUUGCUAAGAAUUAUGCCGCCUCGUUGUCUAGGUUCACGUGUCUUGGGAUAUUGAAAUUUAUAGGCGUUAAUUUCACGCCAACUGGCGCAGUGGAAAUUUCAACAGAAUCGCAUACGGGUUCUAGUUUACUGGAAUCGAAUUAUACUACCAAAUCACCUGCUAUUUUUGUGUAAAAAUUAUCAUUAUUUUUUUUAUAAAGAGUGAAUUUUUUCGCCAAAAAUGUACAUGUAAGGUACGUAAUGUAAUUUUUGUAAUUGUUGAAUAACUAACCCUAUCGUAUUGUAUGUUUUAAAAGUAUUAGGACGUAUCAAAUUACUCGAAGAUCUGCUCACGUGCUCACGUGCUCAGGUGUGGUUUUCGGGCGAACCUGGAAAAAAAAUUUUGAAGGAAUUUUGACCAUAUUCAGUGGAGUUCUUUUGUUUCAAGUUGAAAGUCACCAAGAUGAAAUGUUGGCUCCUGAAGGGCCUCUAAAAGGGAGAUUUGGUCCUCAAAUUUGGGAAAUUUUAAAAAAAAAAUCGUGGUAUUUUGGCUCUAGCCCUUACCACACCUACUUUUAAAAAAAUAGCCAUAGUUUUGAGAUUUCGCGUCCACCUGGUCCCUCGCCAUCAAAAUUCAAGACCACUGAGUGGUUUAAAAUUUGCAAAAACGUAUUUUUGAACAAAUUUGUGUUUUGAGAAUAUUUUUUUGAAAACAAAAAAUAUUUUCAAAACACGAAUUUACCCAAAAAAUAAACGUUUUGCCAAUUUUCAAUCGCUCUAACCCUAAAAGUGAUAGAUUUCAAUAUCAAUUCCUAAAUUCCAGACAUCAUGUUUUGGAACUGGGUCGGUUUUUCCAGAACUCAUCAGGGUGUCUAAAAAAAAUCAUGACUUUUUCAUAACCUAUUUUUCACAUUUUUACCGCGU